CAGCAGCUUGAUCUGCUGAACGCGCCUUUUGUUUUAUUGAUCUUUAGCUCUUUUGUCAACAUGUUGCCUUCCACAGUCGAACACGUGUGAACACGUUAAAUAACGGUUUGGUUCGAUGUCCACAUUUGCCGUAAGAUAUCUUCCGUUGGUUCCUUUGCUAGAAGAAGAGGGAUUGUAUUCAUUAUCGUUGGGAUUAAUUAUAGCCUUAUUAGUAAUGAGUAUGUAUUAUCGCAGCGGAAUGCGGAAUUGCAAAAAAGUUAAGGCUCGAGAGGAAGUAAAUCACGGCAACCGGAAGUCAACCGAGCGCCAUCAUGGCGCACUUUGUAAUCGCAUUAAAACGAAAUCGCGAAAACGAAUCCCGUUUCAACGUACGAGAAUGCGAGCCGAUACGAAAUGCACCACCUGGAAAGAUGUACGUACGAUGUCCGUGCAAUUGUCUGUUCUUAUGUAAAAGCUCCUCGCAGUGUAUCAGCUGCCCCAAGCCAAAUUGUAAACGUGUUAUCAAUCUGACUGAUCUGACACCGAACCCCAUACCGGGCAUGCGCAAGGUGGGAUGUGCCCAUUGCCAUGACACAUUCUUGUUUAACACGUUUAACGGUUUGGUUCGAUGUCCACAUUGCCGUAAGAUAUCUUCCGUUGGUCCAAACUUUGUUAGAAGAAGAGGGCUUGCAUUAAUUUUCGUUGGGAUUAUAACCUUAGUAAUUGCUACAGCUUUAAUGGUCGGGACCUAUAUAUAUGCAGGAAACGGAGGUCUUUAUCUAAUUUAUAUUGUUGGAUUUCUAUUGGGGCUUUUAAGCUUGGGUCGCGGCAUUUAUUACUGUACGAUGAAGAACAGUUUGAUAGAGGAUCCCGUAUAGGCUCCCAAACAGCAGUGAGCAACCGGUAAUAUGAAUCAAAACCCAUUGAGAUGAAUGUCAUGUAACCUAUUUAGAACAAAUGUUAAUAGUAAUGUGACAUUUCAAGCCCUUUUGAGGCAAGGAGUAUAUACGCAUAUGGGUAUAUAUGCAUGGCUAUAUGCAGAUCUGUAUUGUUUAUUAUAAUGCGUGUAUACAUUCUUAUAUAAUACGCAUACACAUAUGAAUGUAUUUCGCAAUUGGGAAGAAAGCAAACGUUUGCGACGCUUUCCCCAGGUAAGAUAACGAUCGUUGGAAAUCUCUCUCGAAAGCCUUAUUUUUAUACGAAGAAUAAAUUGUUCCUAUGCACUUUUAUAUGUGCAAGCAUAGAAGCAAUUAGCUAUCGGCUCUCCGUGUUUUAUUUUACUUACUGACUAAAGAAUACGCUUUAUAUUAAAAUAUACGUACAACCUACAUACAUGCUUUUUAUAACAUAUUACGCGUAUUAAGUGUAUACAAAUAGAAUCGAAGUGCAAAUGUGCUCAUAUUCCAAUUGUACGUACGAAGUAAGUUUUAAAACUCAUAUACGAGUCUGUACGAAUCUGUUUUGAAAUAUAUUCUUUACAUUCUAUAUAAAAGCAUCUAUAUUAAAAACAAAAUCGCAUUAUUUCAAAUAAAUUUCUAGGUUUAUAAUAUAAAUAAAUAAUAAAAUAUAAAUAAUGCACUUAGUGAUACAAAUCCAAAUAUAGAAUUUCCCUGAUUAUUACGUGAAGAAUACUCUGUAAGAUGUUUUCAGUUUUUGCUGUAAAGUACACGUGAUAUCAUCGGUCAUGAAAAUAUAGUCUUAUUGAUUAGGUGUGUUUUCGUCAUAUAGCUUUUAUAAUCUGCAAUACUCUUUCAAAUGCAACUCUUUUUUCUAGGCAACUCUUUCUACAGCAACUAUUCUCAACUCUAUACAUAUAAGUUUCCUUAUCACAUAAUAGAAGAUGUUAUACUUGUUGAAAAAAAUAAAUUCCGUUUGGUAAAAAACUAA
Messenger RNA from Temnothorax curvispinosus, 1866 nucleotides. Its product is annotated as type 1 phosphatidylinositol 4,5-bisphosphate 4-phosphatase-like. Gene Ontology annotation, cellular component: plasma membrane; lysosomal membrane; late endosome membrane. Gene Ontology annotation, biological process: phosphatidylinositol dephosphorylation. The record is from RefSeq and is a predicted model, not a curated record. NCBI's taxonomy places the organism in Eukaryota, Metazoa, Arthropoda, Insecta, Hymenoptera, Formicidae. The transcript has 5 exons. Gene Ontology annotation, molecular function: phosphatidylinositol-4,5-bisphosphate 4-phosphatase activity. Bases 312 to 857 code for a protein of 181 amino acids.